AUGAACAAUAAAUCACAAGUAAUUAUUGAUUUAAAUAAAAUACUCAAUUUGAAUGAUUUAACUGAAAUAAAUCAAAUGCAGAUUGAAUUUGAAUCGAAUGGGUGGUGUUUCGUCUUAUUACCAACAGAACUUAUUCCAAGUCCAAGGCUCAGCAGUCAACUAUCGAGAUUUUUUGCAUCUGUAAACCAGAAGAAUGGAUGUACACAGCGUACGGCAAUAUAUGGUUAUUCUAAUGUCAAUCAUAAAGAAGGAAUUAAACUAUUGACAGGAAAUUAUUUUAAUGAAUUUGCAAAUAAAGGAUUGAUACCAUCGUUACUCGUUGAACCAUUGAACUAUCUUUCACAAAUGUUAGAUGCUGUAACUAAACGUUUAAUCGAAAUUCUUGAUCAACAUUUAAUAUUCCAACAGCAUCCCUCUUUAUCAUCUCUUAUUGAACAUGCUGAUUUACCAUUACAAGAUGGACAUUUUGGAAUGCUUGAUAUUGUAUCUUAUUACAAUAAUAAGAGUGGUUUUCAACCGCCUGUUAAUGGAGAAACAACUGAAGAAGUCAACUGUGUUCCACAUUAUGAUCCGGGACUAUUAUCAAUUAGUAUAUUAUCAACACAUGAAGGACUUCAACUGAAAAAUAUGACAACUAAUGAGUGGAUUGAUGGACCAUUAGAAUCAAACAUCGGUGUCAUCUGGUUGGGAGAGGCGGCAUCAAGAGUAACACAAAAUCGGCUUAAACUAGGUAUUCAUCGAGUUAUUUACCCUCAAGAGUCGAAAUGUCGACUGACAGUCUGGUAUGAAGUAUGUACAACUGCACAAUUAAAAAAUAUCAGCAGUGUCAAGAAGGAUGAAAAAAUGGUUGAGGGAAUGGUUACGUUUGAAAAUCUUCCAGGAUUGUCUCCAAUCACAGUUUUUCCUGAUGAAAAUAAGCUGGAGUUUUUGAAACGAGUUGAACAAGCUUAUGGAUUAUCAGCGAGCAAAACGCGUCCACCAUUUUAUAAACUUCGAAAACAUGUUAUUCCAUAUUCAUAG
Molecule: messenger RNA, 1020 nt
Organism: Adineta steineri
Lineage: Eukaryota; Metazoa; Rotifera; Eurotatoria; Adinetida; Adinetidae
Source: the annotation of a GenBank genome assembly